UUUCCAUGGAAGGGAGGGCACUUUUUCUCCACCACCCACCCGGCCUCCCUCUGCCACCUCCCCGGCUUGCUUCCUUGCUUGCUCCUGCCUUCCAGGGCCAGACUGGCUCCAGUGUACCUCAGGCAAACACUACCAGGCCCCACGCAGCUCCAGGAGGCCGGACGCCAUCAGCACAGCGAAGACCCAGCAGCUGCCUGCAGCCAUGCUGGCCCUCAGCCUGGUCAUUCUGGGCCUGCUCAGUACAGUGCCGCCGGCUAGCUGUCAGCAAGGCCUGGGGAACCUGCAGCCCUGGAUGCAGGGCCUCAUUGCAGUGGCUGUGUUCCUGGUCCUCGUUGCAAUCGCCUUCGCCGUCAACCACUUCUGGUGCCAGGAAGAGCCGGAGCCAGGAGCCAUGGUCAUGACCGUUGGAAACAAGGCGGACGGGGUCCUGGUGGGAACAGAGGGCAGGUACUCCUCCAUGGCGGCCGGCUUCAGGUCCGGUGAGCACAAGAAUGCCUAUGAGAACAUCCUGGAGGAGGAGGGCAGAGUCCGAAGCACCCACAUGUGACCUGGCUCGCCCGAAGCUCUAAGGCACCCGUGAUAGAUGCCAGUGCCACCCUGAUACUUCAGUCCCUGUGCAGGAACCUAAAAGAAUGGGCUGACACCCCUUAGUUUCAGCCAGUCAAGGCUGGGGCUCAGAUGAUGCCCAAGUGGGGCCUGGCUGUGGCCCUCGGGUCUUCUUGGGCGUCUCCUACCUAACUCAGAAAAGCCUUCUGAAAAGACAGCCAGCUCAGCACCUCCCACCGUGCCUCCCACCCUCCCCUGUGAGCAUGGAGAUGGCCCUUACUUCUGAGAAAUAAAGACUUUUUGUAUGCCUGGG
Molecule: messenger RNA, 859 nt
Organism: Chinchilla lanigera (long-tailed chinchilla)
Lineage: Eukaryota; Metazoa; Chordata; Mammalia; Rodentia; Chinchillidae
Gene: Pdzk1ip1
Product: PDZK1 interacting protein 1
Exons: 4
Coding region: 203-547 (114 amino acids)
Source: RefSeq, a predicted model, not a curated record